AAGCUUCGAAGAAUUCAGGGACAUAGAACCACCUCGAUCUCCGACAUCUCCGCCGCCGAUCAAGUUGAUAAAUCGCCACCAGCUAGAGAAGAUGCGGAUGAGCUGCAACGGUUGCCGGGUGCUGCGCAAGGGGUGUAGCGACGGGUGCACCAUCCGCCCGUGCCUGGAGUGGAUCAAGAGCCCCGACGCGCAGGCCAACGCCACCGUCUUCCUCGCCAAGUUCUACGGCCGCGCGGGGCUGCUCAACCUCCUCGCCGCCGGCUCCGACACCCUCCGCCCGGCCCUCUUCCGCUCGCUGCUCUACGAGGCCUGCGGCCGGAUGGUCAACCCGAUCUACGGCUCCGUCGGCCUGCUCUGGUCGGGCCAGUGGGAGGCGUGCCAGGCCGCCGUCGAGGCCGUGCUCAAGGGGAACCGCAUCGUCCAGGUGUCGUCCGAGGCCGUCGCCGCCGCGCAGGCCACCCCGCCUCUCGGUCUCAGGGCGUACGACAUCCGCCAUGUCGCCAAGGACACUGCCGACCCUCUCCGUGUCUCGCGCGCUGGGCGCACCCGGUUCAAGCGCGCGUCGUCGUCCACGGCCAAAUCCAAGAGCUCUGGUGCUAAUCGCCAUGAUGACUGCCUCGACCACGCGCCGACCCACGAGGAGUCGGCCGGCAGCCACGACCACGGCGGCCACGUUGACGACGACGGCAUGGCGGCAGUCGAUCAGGCGCUGGAAGAGUCGGAGGACACCGAGAUUGAAGCGGGCUCGCACUCGCACUCCCACGUGAGCCAGGCAGAGCGGAGCCCUUUGCCACCGGUGCGGCAGGUUGCCCAGAAUGAUUCACAAGAUGACGACAUUGAGCUGGAGCUGACGCUCGGGUUAGAGCCGGUCACGCGCGUGGCGAGGUCGCCGCCGGCACGCUCUGACUUCAGCAGCUUCAGCGCGGGGUCCUGCCACAUCGGCCUGCGGCUUGAGCUGUCCGCGUGAGAGACUGCCGGCAACAUUGGUAGAAGACAGUUUUGCGAACGUGUAGUCUCUUGGGCUCUUCCUUCGCCUAGUUUUUUCUUUCUUUUGUGUAAGAGCGUCUCUAAAAGACUCUUAAAAGUGGUUGCUAAACCUUUAAAAUA
Molecule: messenger RNA, 1107 nt
Organism: Lolium rigidum
Lineage: Eukaryota; Viridiplantae; Streptophyta; Magnoliopsida; Poales; Poaceae
Product: LOB domain-containing protein 41-like
Exons: 2
Coding region: 92-967 (291 amino acids)
Biological process (GO): regulation of gene expression
Source: RefSeq, a predicted model, not a curated record